UAUUGGUUGCGUUAGGUUGCUCCUGUACCCAACCACCCAGCAGCGCAGUGGUCAUUCAACCCUUACUGCGCACUUAAAUACUAUCGUGCGAGUAAAGAAAUUAUUAAGCACGCUAGUUAUCAGUGACACCUCCACGUCUUCUGAAAUCCUAAUAAGGGAGAGAAAGGGCAAGAAUUGAGUGCGAAAACGAAAAAAAAGAAAAAAAAAUACACCACGAGGAGUUAGCAGGCCAAGUACUCUUCUGAAGGUGACAGCGAGGAAGAGUAGUGACCUGGGGGAAGUGGAAUUCAGAGUAAUAAAGAAGAGAAAGAGGAAAGAGACAAAAGUGAACGCGAAGGACGAGGAAUAGGGGAAAAAGAGAAGUUAAAGAAAGAACAGGUGGUUAAAGGUAGAGGAGGAGAAAGACUCCUGUCAAACCUCCUUAGAAGUGGUGUGCUGUGUCAGGGUCGCUGCUGAAGAGCCCGACGGAAAGAGAAGAGAAGACGCCUGCCACACCCACCACUACCCGCCCUGCCCUGCCCCACGCCGCAGAGGAGCACCACACCGCCACCAGUGACACACACACACACACACACACACAAAAAAAAAAAAAAAAAAAAAAAAAAAAAACUAAUCAACGCACAGACAAAAAGGUACAAAACCUAGAAACAAGACAAAUAAUCAAAAUGAACGGACGGGGCAAGUCUAUACGUCUGUGCGUAGUGUUCGUGAUGGCUGGCGUCCUGACAGUGAUGUGUUUGACGCGCACCACCGUCACCAUCCCCACCAGCGUCAGCCACUACCUUGAUAUUGUGAUCGCCAUCCUGAUGGUGGUGCUGAUGCUGUGCGUGCUGGAGCUGUGCCUGGGUGUGGAGCUGUGCAGUGACCCCUGCAGCUGCUGUUCCCGAGACGCCGAAGCGCAGGAGAGGGGCGCUCAACUCACCACACCUGACUACGGCCAGGCCCCGCCCUCCUAUGAAGUAAUAAUGAUGCAGGGCGGAUCGAGAAGCCAAGCUGGAGGAUCAAGGACGGCAGGAAGAGGGGGAAGAGGAAGAGGAAGAGGACGAGAAAAUGAGCCUCUCAAACGUGAUUUCAGUGUCUAUUUCAAACGCCAUUUUUCGGAAGAUUACAUCACCCCGCCCAUGCGGCCAUUCGUCACUCCCGGCGCCAGCGAGACGUCCAUUAUGUCCGCCAGUGAGUUGUGGCUGACGGUGGACGGCCUGCCCUCCUACGAGGAGGCGAUAGCGCGGCUGCGGGAGGAAGAGGAGGAGAUGGUGUUGAAGCUGCGGGAGGAGGUGGCGGAGCAGCUUGAGGAAGAGGAGGCGAGGGUGCGGCUUCAGGGAGAGUUAGUGGCGCAGCAAAUGGAGGAGGCAGCGGCGCAGCCUCAGUCACAGUUAUUAGCGCGGCUUGAUGAGGAGACUGAGGCGCGGCGUCAGGAGGAUGGGACAGGAUGAACAAAAAGCUCCACACCAUUACAGUGACCAUUACAGUUACAACAUGGCAGUACCGGGAGGCGUGUGCCAUGCUGUCCCGGGGCUGGUCGACCCUCGCACCGUGGUGCUCGCGUGCCGCCUCAUAUUAACAGAGCACGUUGUUUGACAGCUGGAACACAAUUCCAACGACCCAAACUCAAUAAUUAAUUGUUGUUUAUUUACUUGAAUGUAUGGCUCAGUAUAUAUAUGCUUUGGUAAAUAAUGUCCAAAUGUAUAAUGCUGACACAAGAGCAGGAUUGAACCAAAACUAAAUUAUCUAAGAAUAACAUGUCAAACAUUAAAUGUAUGUUGCAUCAGGAUAUCUUUUCUUCCUUAACUGGUAAAAAUGGUCAAAGAUGAAAGAUCAGACCCGACUAGACAGCUACCUGCCACACACACACACACACACACACACCUCGUAGUCUAGUGGUUUGCACGCUCGGCUCUCAGCCAAGAAGGGUUUGACUCUCAAGCACUGCGAGGCAAAUGGGCGAGCCUCUUAAUAUGUGGCCCCUGUUCACCUAGCAGCAAACCUGCUUGGUGGCCAGUUCCAGCUGCUCAGACAGUUGCUGGAGAUGGUGCUGGUGCUGCUGCAGGCUGGCAAUGGUGUCCACAAGGUCGUGGGACAGCUGAGUCUGCACGUGUCGCCGGUACUCCUCUCGGAGACGCUCCCCAGCACUACUUCCGCUGCCACCACUAUUGAUGCCCCCAUCCUGCCCCUGCUGCUGUUGCUGCUCCAAGUCUGCCAUCUGUUCAGAGCGGUUAGAACGUGCUACCACUGCAAGGUUCGCGAGCGCUGUCUGGAUUCAACGGCCAUGCAACUGAAGAAAUGUGCCCCCAGCGUGAACCACUGCGUGAAGAAGGUGACCCAUAGCAGAGUUACCGGAGUCGUGGUGACGGAGAGGUACUGUGGCGGACGUGACUUCCUCAACACGGCGAAGGACAGAGGCUUGGUGGAGGAUCGCUGCUACGUGGAGGAGGAGGAGGUGGUGCUGGUGGAAGGGAGGGACAGACGCACCUCCUCCACUGUUUGUUUCUGCUCCACAAACAUGUGCAACGGGCAGUCUUCCGUGAGAAAGCCUCCUCCACCACACUUAGUUCUCCUUUUCUUGAUCGUCUUGUUUGUCUUCCGACCAUCGUGACGUAUGUUGUGACUUGUGAGCAAAUGGUGGUGAUUCCUGCGCCAGACUAGCUGUGAUAAUACUUUGCUUUGUUGUGUGUGUGUGUGUGUGUAUGUGUGUGUGUGUGUGUGAGAGAGAGAGAGAGAGAGGACCCUGCCAAAUUCUAUAAUUCCUACAUAAUUCAAAGGGGCCAAGUUGUACUCUACUGUAUCAUAUCAGUGGUUGAAACUCUUUAUACCAAGCAUAUCAACAGCAACAGCCAGCGUCUCGUCUCCACAGCAGGCGGCCACGCACGCAACGCACUCAUCUUGCUGUUACGUAAUCAUCAUGUCUUUCAUUUUUCUUGUAAUUAUUUAUCAAGAAAACAGAUAAAUAAAUAAAAGUCAUUGCAUAGA
Scylla paramamosain (green mud crab) is the source of this 2967-nucleotide messenger RNA. RefSeq lists its product as uncharacterized. NCBI's taxonomy places the organism in Eukaryota, Metazoa, Arthropoda, Malacostraca, Decapoda, Portunidae. Bases 666 to 1433 code for a protein of 255 amino acids. The record is from RefSeq and is a predicted model, not a curated record. The transcript is spliced from 7 exons.